This is a messenger RNA of Mya arenaria, 1080 nucleotides long. RefSeq lists its product as uncharacterized. The coding region runs from base 59 to 802 and encodes 247 amino acids. The transcript has 4 exons. NCBI's taxonomy places the organism in Eukaryota, Metazoa, Mollusca, Bivalvia, Myida, Myidae. The record is from RefSeq and is a predicted model, not a curated record.
GGUCCAUUUCAUGUGGAUGAAAAGUUUAUUAUUAAAGGCUAUAUAUGCGUGAACAGAGAUGAAGUUGAACGUGUUAUUGGUGUGUGUGAUUCUGGGGCUGGUGGGGAGAAGCUGGCAACAAGAUGCGGAGGACAGAGGUUGUGAUAUUGAUAUCGGCAUACAUAGCGGGUUUAACGAGAUAUCUGAGGACAGUGAGGCGGGUAGCGGGCAUGACGGUUCCGGUACGUUAAUUCCCGAGGGGUGCUCCGAGGGUGAGAUCACAUGGCACUACCCCCGAGGAACGAUAAAUGUGACAUUCACGCGCACUGCCCUAGGCGACCAGGCGCGUAACCGCAGGGUGGCGCUGAAAGUGUGUCUGACUGACGGCAUUGGCGACGGCGUCACGGCCAUAAGGGACGUCGGCAGACGCCGUGGUGGCCCGCUUGAAGAUGAACAGACAGAAAACGGAGAAAAUUGGGCCUGUGCAGAGCCGAGCAGACGACGUGUGACAAUUUCGUUCGUGGCAGAUGGAGAAAUGUUCUAUAUGAAGAGUUACUUCUACAAAGUUGAAGCCUCGACAGUAGGUGGACACGGAGGCGGUAGAAAUGGAGGCGGUAGGCAGGGCGGCAGAAACCGAGGUGGUAGACGGGGCGGCAGGAACCGAGGCGGCGGACGGGGCGGUCUUCGACGGCGCAACAACCGAAAUCGCGAGAGGCAGAACGGACAUGAAGAGGUAGACACGGACCCAAGGCGCCCAGUUCAUCUGCCCGCGAGAGGAAUAAAUAGGCCAAGGCCAGUUCUUGAGCCCCAGACUAUGGAUUAAACAAGAACUCUUACUGUAUUGAAUCAUUAUACGUUAAACGUAACAUUACGCGUCUUAAAAACGGUUCUUUAGUGACCUAACUGUAUUGCUUCCGUUUAAAUAAGUGAAGAAACGGAAGAAGGAACAACUAACUAUAGGACUGAUUUGGUUCCGGUUUAGUAUAUUCACUUUCUUUAGACAUUUCAUACUUUCUGUGUUAUUGUUAUUUAUGUAAACUGUAUUUUAAAGGCCUUUUUAUAUAAAAUAUAUAAAAACAUAAAUGUGUUACUACAAAUUAA